Messenger RNA from Toxotes jaculatrix (banded archerfish), 599 nucleotides. RefSeq names its product cytochrome c oxidase subunit 6A, mitochondrial. NCBI's taxonomy places the organism in Eukaryota, Metazoa, Chordata, Actinopteri, Toxotidae. The transcript is spliced from 4 exons. The record is from RefSeq and is a predicted model, not a curated record. The coding region runs from base 144 to 446 and encodes 100 amino acids. Gene Ontology annotation, cellular component: mitochondrial inner membrane. Gene Ontology annotation, biological process: mitochondrial electron transport, cytochrome c to oxygen. Gene Ontology annotation, molecular function: enzyme regulator activity.
AGGACAGAUUGAAAUGGGGAGGAGUCUGACACACUGAGUUCAGCUCAGGACACACUGAAGGACAAACAAGCAAAGAAAGGAGGAUUCGGCAGAAAAAAUAAGAGGAUAAUAAAACGUACUGAAUAUUGCCUGCGUGAGGAACAAUGUCUGUGUCUCCAGCUGCUCUGGCUGCUCGCAAGGUGUUGGCUGCUGCGUCAAGCCAUGAGGGAAAAGCAAAGACCUGGAAGAUCCUGACCUUCAUUCUGGCCAUACCGGGUGUUAGUGUCUGCUGGCUCAACGCUCACAUGAAGGGCCAGGCACAUCCGCACGUACAGCCAGAAUUUGUGCCAUAUUCUCACUUGCGUAUGCGCACCAAGAAAUUUCCCUGGGGCGAUGGAAACCACUCUCUGUUCCACAACCCUCACACCAAUGCCCUGCCCGGUGGCUACGAGGAAACCGAUCACUGAGGGGAUCGGUCACAUUUCUCAGCUGCGUCCUGCGGCAUGCUUGAAAAAACUUCAGUCUGCAGUGUACUUGGCUUAAUUAUACAGACACAGGGGCCAAGCAGUACCGCCAUCAAGUGGUGCACCCAGACAGGAAUAAAAUCACUUUGUGCUGUA